UCUAAGAUGGCUGGGGCACACUUUAACCCUGACCACAGUCCUUUGCUGUUGUGUGCAACCGAAUCCUGGAGCAGAGGCUUGGCUAAAGUUGCUUUGACCCUCCUUGGCUUUCUUCUUUGUGGAGCUGCUAUAGGUCUUUUGUUUGGUGGUGCAUUUGUGAUCUUCACCUACCAGAGCUACCGAUUCUUCUUUCAGAACAAGUUCUUUCCUCUGCCAGGCUGGUUGGCAGUGGUUUCUGCCAUUUUGCUGUUGCCAACUGGGACUCUGGCAAUGUGUGUCCCAGUAAAGAAUUCACGCCACCUCCAAGGGAUUUUAAUGUACUUGUUCUUGGUCAUUUUUUGUUUGGGAGCCUCUUCGGUGGUCAUGACACAAAUCUAUUCAGCGAAAGUGGAGUCUCAACUAAAAAACAAGAUGGACCCAUUCUUUCACAAGUACAACUGGACUGCUCCAAACUAUAGAGACACAGUAUCUGUGGAUGCCACCCAUAAGAAGUUGAAAUGUUGUGGAAUCUCCAAUUACACUGACUGGAUGAUGAUGCUUCCAAACCAUCUCCAGAUAGGACAUGGUUUUGCUCCAAAAAGCUGUUGCAGAGAGGCUUAUUUAGAUUGCCGUGGUGAUCUGAGCCAGCCAGAGAAACUCUUUAAGGAUGGUUGUCACAAGAAAUUGGAAGAAAGACUCUAUUUUGUCAAGCAGUAUGUGACCUGGUGCUGUGUUGUGAUCAUUUGUCUGGAGAUUCUAGCAGCUAUCAGCAAUGGAAUACUUAUGAAGGAGCAGCCUUUUCGAGACUUCCGAAUUCUUGAUUCUGCUGCUUUUUCAUAG
Anolis sagrei ordinatus is the source of this 819-nucleotide messenger RNA. RefSeq names its product tetraspanin-3-like. Gene Ontology annotation, cellular component: plasma membrane. The record is from RefSeq and is a predicted model, not a curated record. Lineage: Eukaryota; Metazoa; Chordata; Lepidosauria; Squamata; Anolidae.